AUGGAGAUGAACAAUUACUUACCGAGCGAGCUUAACGAAGCAGUCUUAAAGCAGUCUGUAGCAUUAUCGGAUAAUGUUGCUGUUAAAGGUAUUGAUUAUACAGCCCCGGAGGCGACGGACAUGAAAGCUUCUGACCUGGUCAAGGCUAUGAAAACCAUGGGGUUCCAAGCCUCAUCUAUAGGACAAGCUUGCGAGAUUAUUGACGAGAUGCGCUCUUGGAGGGGCAAACAUAUUGAUGAGUUGGAGGAUGUUGAGCGUAAAGGCGAGUUCGAUGUCGAUGGGUUCCAGAAAACGACGAUAUUCAUGGGAGUUACGUCAAAUAUCAUCUCAUCUGGUAUUCGUGAGACAAUAAGGUUCUUGGUUCAGCACAAGAUGGUCAGUGCAUUGGUCAUGACCGCUGGUGGGGUAGAAGAAGACCUUAUUAAGUGCUUAGCCGACACUUAUCUUGGUGAAUUUAGCUUGAAGGGUGCUUCUCUUCGUGAAAAGGGUCUAAACCGUAUUGGUAACCUGUUAGUGCCUAACGACAACUACUGUAAGUUUGAAGAAUGGGUUAUUCCUGUUUUGGAUAAGAUGUUAGAGGAGCAGGAGGAGCACGUCCGCAUACACGGAAACGAGGCUCUGCACGCAAAUGCCUCCAAGGAGAGCCCUAUUUGGACUCCAUCCAGCCUCUGUGACAGACUGGGUAAGGAGAUCAAUGACGAAAGCAGUGUGUUGUAUUGGGCUCACAAAAAUAAGAUCCCUGUUUUUUGCCCAGCCAUAACUGACGGUAGUAUUGGAGAUAUGUUGUUUUUCCACACCUUCAAAUCCCAUCCAAGCCAGUUGAGGCUGGAUAUAGUUGCAGACAUUCGUCGUAUUAAUACCAUGGCUAUGGAGGCUACUUCUGCCGGUAUGAUCAUCCUAGGCGGUGGUGUGAUUAAGCACCAUAUUGCCAACGCUUGUUUGAUGAGAAACGGAGCAGACUUCGCGGUAUAUAUUAACACAGGUCAAGAGUUUGACGGUUCCGAUGCUGGAGCCAGUACUGAUGAAGCAGUCUCCUGGGGUAAGAUUAAAUCUGAAGCAAAGGCUGUAAAGGUUUUUGCUGAUGUAACUACCGUAUUCCCACUAAUUGUAGCUGCAACGUUCGCAAAUGGAAAGGAUGUUGUCAAAGACACUCAAAGUAAAUAG
Eremothecium sinecaudum is the source of this 1164-nucleotide messenger RNA. RefSeq names its product deoxyhypusine synthase (gene DYS1). The transcript has a single exon. The record is from RefSeq and is a predicted model, not a curated record. Bases 1 to 1164 code for a protein of 387 amino acids. Gene Ontology annotation, cellular component: cytoplasm. Gene Ontology annotation, molecular function: deoxyhypusine synthase activity. Lineage: Eukaryota; Fungi; Ascomycota; Saccharomycetes; Saccharomycetales; Saccharomycetaceae. Gene Ontology annotation, biological process: peptidyl-hypusine biosynthetic process.